This is a messenger RNA of Rhododendron vialii, 3015 nucleotides long. RefSeq lists its product as uncharacterized. The record is from RefSeq and is a predicted model, not a curated record. NCBI's taxonomy places the organism in Eukaryota, Viridiplantae, Streptophyta, Magnoliopsida, Ericales, Ericaceae. The coding region runs from base 580 to 2700 and encodes 706 amino acids. The transcript has 7 exons.
UGUCAAACUGUCAGAGUCUUACUUUAAGUCAUCACAGGAAUGCCACAAACGGCCCUUUCUUCUUCAUCUUUUGAAUCCAAUCUCUCAGAUUGUCUUAAGUCUUACUUUAAUUCAUCACAGGACUGCCACAAACUGCCCUUUCUCUCUCUUCCUCUUCCUCUUCCUCUUCCUCUUCUUCUUCUUCUCUUCUCUCUCUCUCUCUCUCUCUCUGAGUUCAUGAAGUGAUUUUCUUGUAAAAUUUUCCGGGUAAUUUCUGUUCCAGUUCAAUAGAUAAACACCUCACAUAAUCCAGAAGUAGAAAAAGAGCAGAGCUAAGAACAGAACUGAGACAGCCCGAUGUUGAGGUUCUCUCUGCCUCCUACUUACCUUCAACCCUGAGAAACUACUCCCAGUUUUCAAUCCAAAUUUCGGGUACAACUACAAUGCUCAAGGGAAUUGGGAGGCAUGUGACUAAACAUGUUCCUGGCAAAGGGUAUCCAAAGUGUACACUCAGAGUGCUAAGCAACUUUAAAUGGUAGAAGAUGCCAAGGCAUAAAGUGUAUGAACUAGCAACCAGAUUUUUGUGAUCGAAUUUAAUGGAUGGAGCAGCCACAAAAUCCCUUGAGAACUAAUGGUGGUAAAAGAAUUGUAAAGAAACUCAUGGAAGAAGAGGUCUCCGGUCUAGAGCUAGUUCAGAUGAAUGAAGAAACCGAAACAACUGUAGAUCAGAUACUCAGACAGUACCGUAGCAAAGAGGGGCAAAGCGACCGGUCUCAUCAAUUCUGGGACACCUUAAAGAUUCUGAAUUCGAACAGGGAAUUAAAUCUGAUACUCCUACAAGAUCCGAACCCCCUUUUGGCGGAUUGCCUCCAGAAACUACCGAAGUUACAGGCAGAGAAAGAAAAAUGUAAAUCUGUCCGAGAGACCAAAUGCAGAGAAAGGGGGGUUAUAAAUGGAAGGAAAUCUGUUGAGGUUGUAUGUACCAAGAAGUUUCAGAAGGAAAAUAUUUACCAUUCUCUCUGGAAUAAGAUCAGGAGCUUGAAUGGAGAACAAUCAACUGGAAGAGAAAAUCCUCGAACCCCAAGUAGAAUAGUAGAUUUAAAGCUGCGUAAGGGGAGAACGGAAAUUUCUGAAAUUGUAAACUGUCACUGCUCCUUUGUGCACUCGCCCCAUCGCUUGAAAAAUCAAGGGAAGAGUGUCAAGACAUCGUAUUUUUCCUUCAAGGGUAUAAAAAGGAAGAUGAGGCAUGCAGGAGCAGAUGAUCGAAAAGAGCAGCAUUGGAUUUCGAAAGAUGGCAGUAAAGGGAUUGGUAGGAAGAUUGCUAGUAGAAAUGACAAACCUUCCACUGAUGUCAAAAUGAAGGACACGCAAUCGAAGAUUAGACUUGAAAUUGCUUCCCCCAAGGAAAGUUCCCAUAAAAAGUUGAGUUCCUCAAGUGUCCAUUUUCCUAAAAGAAGAGAUUUCGACAUAUAUUUGGAGGCUAGAAGACAUCUCUCGGAGAGGCUCAGCCAUGUUGAGAAGGAUGAGACCUUCUCUGCCAAAAAAUCCCCAAAAACAUUAGAUAGGAUCCUCUCUUCUCACCAGCAUGACUUCUUGCCCAUUCAUAGUCCCGACUGGGUCAUUCAAUCCAGUUUCGUUACCUCACAAAUGAGAUUUUUCCCCUACAGUAAUUUUUGUGGGCUUCAAAAGGAAGAUAAAACAAGCUGCCUAAGUUCAUCAACGCAGGAUAAAGGACCUUCAUCCUUUGCUGAUAAUGGGAAGUUCGAUGAUCAGCUGCAUAUCUUCGGCUCAAAGCCAGGCAAUUCAGAGAACCACUCACCUGAUACUGAAGGACACAAGAGCAUCAGUUCCGUUACCAAUGAUUUUAGUUCUAACUGUUACGUGAAGAAAGCAGAAACAAACGAUGAUUUCAAAACUAUGGAAGAUCCAACCACUGCAUCAAGUCGCACGUGCAUUACAAGUCCUAGACAAAGCACUGAUACAGCCAAUAUGAGUGAGGAAUUUGGAUAUUUGGAGUGUUCAAGACCAGGGUCGCCUUCAGAGAGUCAGCAGCUAAUAUCUUCACUUGAUGUUUCUUCACCAAGCCCUUCAAGCAUUCAGAAACUGGGAUUUGGCGAUAGCAUUUAUGAUAGAAUAGAGAAUCCGAGCCCAGUUUCGGUUCUUGAUCCAGUUUUCUUAAAGGAUAUCACCAGCCCUCCAAGUACCACAACCAAACCUGUGAAUGCUGCAGCCAACUCAACAAUGCAACCACUUCAUGUUGAUUUUGAAGAACAAUAUGGGUACCCGAAUUGGGAUAAGCUCUUCUUGAAGUGGUAUUCGCCGGACCAACUUCUUAGCCCAUCCUUUUUUGAUGAAUUAGAAUUACCUUCUCUCGACUCUUCGUGUGAUCAGAAACUCCUCUUCGAUUACGUCAAUGAAGUCAUAUCAGAGGCAUAUCAAUGUUAUUUCAGCUGCUCUCCCGUUCCUUCAUUUCUCAAACCCAAACUCCAGCCAAUUCCAGUGGACAAAGUAGUGGGUCAUGAGAUCAAGAAAAGAGUUAAUCUGUACCUUCUUCUAUCCCCAAUGGCGCCACGGAGACUAGACGAGAUUGUGGGAGAAGAUUUGGCAAGCUCUUCAACAUGGAUGGAUAUUCGGCGUGACAUUGAAGUUAUUGCAGUUCAUAUGGUGGAGUCCAUUCUCGACGAACUGAUACCAGAAGCAUUACAUGAGUUCCAUAUCUGAAAGCAUUUGAUUUUGUUCUCCUUUUUGUGAUUUUCCAAUGACAAUUUUAGGUUGAGUGGAUCUGAUUGGAAGGGAGGCUUGAAAUUUAGCCGUACACGCGCAUCACGGGCUUUGAUGUGCGGUUGGGCUGUCCACUCAGCCCUUGUGUAUUCGGCCCAAGCAAGCCCCAUUGAAGGGGACUACCCGUAUUGACAGGCCCAUGUGUAUUCGGCUCGGCUCGGCCCACAAUUGGCAUAUUAUUUCUACAUUCGUUAAUAAAACAAAUCCCAUAAAGACAUAAAAAGUAUUCAAUUGAAGUUGAUUCUUGAUUUCUGA